Messenger RNA from Arachis ipaensis, 3369 nucleotides. RefSeq names its product receptor-like protein EIX2. The record is from RefSeq and is a predicted model, not a curated record. NCBI's taxonomy places the organism in Eukaryota, Viridiplantae, Streptophyta, Magnoliopsida, Fabales, Fabaceae. Gene Ontology annotation, molecular function: protein binding.
ACACUAGCCAUUAUAAAUAAGAGAAGACAAAGGAGUUGAAGGUGAAAACACAUGCAAAUACAAACAUGUCUCCAAACACUCACACUCGCAUGCUUAUUAUUGUGCUUAUAUUUCUUCAUCUUUAUUGCCUAUCCUCUGAGUCGGAGUCUAUUAUUGAGUGCAUUCCAAGUGAGCGCGAAGUACUUCUAAGAUUUAAGCAUCAUCUCAUUGACCAUACAAAUAAGCUCUCUUCUUGGAAUGCUUCCAAUCCCAAUUGCUGCAAUUGGGAUUAUGUUGUUUGCAGCCAUGUAACUGGCCACGUCCUUCAGCUUCACCUAAACACUUCAGGGCACGAUUGUGAUGAAUUUUAUUCUUGUAUUGGAGGUGACAUAUCUGAUUCUGUGGUUGAAUUGAAGCAUUUGAAUUACUUGAACUUGAGCGGUAAUUAUUUUGGAGGUAAGCAAAUUCCUACUUUCCUUUCUGAAAUCACCUCCUUAACUCACCUUGACCUUUCUGAUUCUGGAUUUCAAGGAAAGAUUCCUCACCAGAUUCGAAAUCUCUCAAAUUUGAUCUAUCUUGACCUCUCACAUGUGGCCUGUGGAAAACUUCCUCAUCAAAUUGGGAACCUUACCAAUUUGAUCCAUCUUGGACUCCAAAGUAAUUCUUAUGAACUAUUAGUCAUUGAAAAUGCUGAUUGGCUUUCAGCUCUUACAUCCCUUGAAUAUCUUGAUUUGAGUGGUGCAAACCUAUCCACAUCACUUGAUUGGCUACACAUUAUGCAAGCUCUCCCUUCUUUGCAAGAGCUACACUUGCUAGAUUGCAGUCUGAGUGAUUAUAAGCAACCACCCAAACUUAACUUUUCUUCUUUGCUCUCUCUCAGCAUUUCUGUUGCCCCCAAGUGGAUCUUUCAGUUGAACAAACUUGUUUCUCUUAAAUGUCAAUCAAACUGUUACUCUAAUGAUAUUGAUAGUCCAAUUCCUGAUGGUAUUCAAAAUCUUACCAUGCUUGAAAAUCUUGAUUUGUCAUACAAUUUAUUCUCAUCCAAUAUACCAGAUUGGUUAUAUGGUCUUCAUCAUCUUAAAGUUUUGAACUUAGAUGAUAACUAUCUGAGAUGGACUAAUGCUUUUGGAAAUUUGACUUCUCUUGUUAGCCUUGAUUUGUCAUCCAAUCAGAUUGAAGGAGCAAUCCCAACUCUUUUGGGAAAUUUUACUUCUUUGGCUAGUCUAGAUAUUUCAGAUAAUCAGCUUGAAGGGGAAAUUCCAACCUUUUUGGAAAAUUUGACUUCUUUGGUCAGUCUUGAUAUAUCAGGUAAUCAAUUUGAAGGAGGGAUUCCAACCUCUUUUAAAAAGUUAUGCAACUUGAGAGACUUGUCUUUCUCAAAUCUCAAAUGCAAUCAACAAUUUAAUGAAAUCUUAUACAUUCUCACCCCAUGUGUUUCUCACCAACUCAAGAGUCUUGUGGCUUUCGGUUCUCAAAUCUCAGGUCAUCUCUCAAAUCAACUUGGAAUGUUCAAAAAUCUUGAAAAACUUGGUCUCUCUAACAACUCGAUCAUUGGAGAAAUUCCUCAAUCAUUAGCAGAGCUUUCAUCGUUAAAACAUGCUGAAUUCUCCAGAAAUCAACUUAGUGGAAAUCCAUUUAAAAUCCUUGGACCACUUCCCAAGUUGACUUUUCUUGCCAUAGGUGACAAUUUAUUUCAAGGAAUUGUACAUGAAGAUGACCUUGAGAAUUUUCCUGCAUUGCGGGUGCUUUCAGCAUCAGCUAACAAUUUAGCUUUAAAAGUGACCCCCAGUUGGAAACCAAAAUUUCAACUGAAGAUUUUGCUGAUGAGCUCGUGGAAGUUAGGUCCAAGCUUUCCAUCAUGGAUUCAGUCACAAAAGAAUCUUGAAUAUUUGGAUAUGUCUAACGUAGGGAUAUCUGAUUCCAUUCCCACAGGGUUUUGGGAAACAAGUAGUUCUUCUUAUUUGAACUUCUCUCACAAUCAUAUCCAUGGCAAGCUCCCAAAAGCAUUAAAGGUUCAAGAAUUUUUCCAAAUAGUUGAUCUUAGCUCAAAUCAUCUUUAUGGAAAUUUACCUUCUGUGGGUGAUAAUAUGAUUUGGCUAGAUCUGUCACAUAAUUCAUUUUCUGGGUCAAUAACAGAUUUUCUUUGUCAAAAAUCUGACAAUUCAAAUUGGUUACAAAUUCUCAAUCUUGCAUCAAACAACUUAUCAGGAAGAAUUCCCAACUGUUGGAGAAUGUGGCCAGAACUAGUGGAAGUCAACUUAGAAAGCAACUGUUUUAUUGGAAGCUUACCUUCUUCCAUGGGCUCCUUAUCAAACCUACAACAAUUGCGUAUACGCAAUAACACACUCUCUGGAAAAUUUCCUGCCAGUUUAAAGAGAAACAGGAAAUUGAUAUCAUUGGAUCUUGGAGAGAAUAAUCUCACAGGAGAUAUUCCAGCAUGGGUUGGAGAAAGGCUAACAAAUUUAAAAUUUCUUCGGCUUCGAUCCAACCAUCUUUCAGGAAACAUUCCCAACACAAUAUGUGGUAUGGAGUCUCUCCAGGAUUUGGACCUUGCAAGAAACAAAUUGUCAGGCAAUAUUCCAAAUUGUUUGAACCACUUGAGUGCCAUGAUAAAUAAAGUGGGUGAAAUUAGCGAAACUCUAUCCAGUGUCUUUAUGAAUAAUGCUAUCAUUAGCAUGGUCCUGUGGGUGAAAGGAAUGGAUAUUGAGUACAGCAGUAUUCUCGGCUUAGUGAAAAACAUUGAUCUUUCAGCCAAUAAAUUGUCGGGAGAAAUACCAAUGGAAAUCACAGACUUGUCUGGUUUGGUUUAUUUGAACUUGUCCAAGAAUGAAUUAACUGGUCACAUCCCUCAAAGUAUUGGCAAUAUGGAGUCAUUGGAAUCCAUUGAUUUCUCAGGCAACCAACUCACAGGGGAUACCCCUCAGAGCAUUACAAACUUGAGCUUUCUCAACAAGCUCGACUUGUCCUACAAUCACUUGGAGGGUCAAAUCCCAACAGGCACUCAAUUGCAAACCUUUGAAGCAUCCAGUUUUGUCGGCAACAAUCUCUGUGGUCCACCAUUGCAGCUCAGCUGUACAGUUCCUGAUGAUGAUGCAAAUGACAGUAAUGAGAAAGAGAGAAAGAAGCACAAUGGAGUGAAUUGGUUCUUUGUGUUUAUGGCUUUUGGAUUUAUUGUGGGAUUCUGGGGAUUUGUUGGUCCAUUGUUCAUAUUCAAAUCAUGGAGCUAUGCCUAUUUCCGUUUUCUUGAUGACAUGGGCUACAAACUUCAAUCAUGUUUGGGAAUUUUAAGUUUGUAAUUAGUUUCUUUUGUGAUGUAUUCUUGUUUUAUGUGUGCUGUAAGAAAUAAAUAAAAAAUCAAUAUGCACUACUUGUCCAGCUUGUUUAAAAGUC